UGUGACGAUGGAGCAAGACACUCAAAUAGUGGGGCAAAAGAGAGGAGAAGUUGCUGAAAGUCUGAUUGACCUCAACGUCAUGGUAAUUCCCACCGACUUUCCAGAAAGUGAGGACGCUUAUUUCGAUUCCGGAUCGGGGACUCCUUACCAGAACAACAACCUCCAAAAUGGCAACAAUCGAGACACCACAGCCAAAAACAAGUUUAACGAUAACACCAAGAAUUUUUAUGAGUGUGCGGACUGCGGGAAGAAGUUCCACUGCAAUGAUUGUGGAAAGUCAUUUGCGUGUAGAGCGUAUCUGCAGACGCACCAGAAGAUUCAUGCCGGAGUGAAGCCGUACUGCUGCAUUGAGUGCAGCAAAACAUUCACACACAAGAGUUACCUUCCAUAGAGAAGCCAUACUGCUGCACCGAUUGCUGAAAAGCAGAGGUGUGA
This is a messenger RNA of Polypterus senegalus (gray bichir), 435 nucleotides long. Its product is annotated as zinc finger protein 717-like. The transcript is spliced from 2 exons. The record is from RefSeq and is a predicted model, not a curated record. Bases 8 to 391 code for a protein of 127 amino acids. Lineage: Eukaryota; Metazoa; Chordata; Cladistia; Polypteriformes; Polypteridae.